AUGGGAGGGACGUCGCAGCACGGCCCCGAGGACUGCCGCUUUCUGGAUGCGGAAGCAUCCAAGACCCGAAAGAAGACCCGCACCAGGUACAAGGUCUGCGGGCUGCUCUUCAGCGUGCUGCUCAUUGCUCUCAUCCUCGUACUCUUUGGUGUCAAACACCUGUGGAGCCCAGCAUCCAGACAAGUCUAUGACAUGGAGCACACCUUCUUCAGCCACGGCGAGAAGAAGAAAAUUGUGAUGGAGAUCGACCCGCUGACCAGGACGGAGACCUUCAGGAGUGGGAAUGGCACUGAGGAGAUCCUGGAGAUCCACGACUUCAAGAACGGAAUAACUGGCAUCUUCUUUGUGGGACUUCAAAAGUGCUUCAUCAAAACUCAGACCAAAGUCAUACCUGAGACUACGGAGGCCAAGAUCCCUGAGCUGGAGGGUGAAGAAAUCACCACCACCUACUUUGAGCAGUCCAUGGUCUGGGUGCCUGGUGAAAAACCCAUUCAGAACAAGGAAUUCCUGAAGAGCUCCAAAAUUUUUAACAUUUGUAGAAAUGUGACCAUCUACUGGAUCCACCCAACGCCAAUAGCAGCUCCAGAGCUGGCUGGCCUGGCAAGAACAGAAGAAGAUACCGGGCUGUUCACGGAUGACCAGAACUGGCUGGAUGGGGGCAAUGAGCGUGGGAUGGAGGCUGCCCUACCAGGACCCAAGCGCCGGACACGGCAGCUGACAGAAGAGGACCUGCCUGUCAACGACUACACAGAAAAUGGGCUGGAGUUCCACCCGCUGUGGGAUGAGCGGGGCUACUGCUGUGCACAGUGCCGCCGCGCCAACCGCUACUGCCGGCGGGUCUGCGAGCCGCUGCUGGGCUACUACCCCUACCCGUACUGCUACCAGGGCGGCAGGGUGAUCUGCCGUAUCAUCAUGCCCUGCAACUGGUGGAUCGCACGCAUGCUGGGCCGGGUGUAAGCCCACUGAGCCCCCAGGUAGAGCCCUGCAGGCCGUGGGACCCCCAAACAGGCUGCAGACUCCGAGCGUGGC
Centrocercus urophasianus (Greater sage-grouse) is the source of this 1029-nucleotide messenger RNA. RefSeq names its product tenomodulin (gene TNMD). Gene Ontology annotation, biological process: negative regulation of endothelial cell proliferation; negative regulation of angiogenesis. The record is from RefSeq and is a predicted model, not a curated record. Lineage: Eukaryota; Metazoa; Chordata; Aves; Galliformes; Phasianidae. The transcript is spliced from 7 exons. The coding region runs from base 1 to 957 and encodes 318 amino acids.